AUGCUAAAUAUUAACGGUAUUAUUUCCAAAAAUUAACAACAUUGUUUUAAUCUCACCUAAACAAAGUGACCUACAAACGCGUCGCGAAUCGGUUCGCCCGAAUCAUUCAAAUGAAUUCAGUUCAAAACAAAGAGUUGUUCGCGAAUCGGGCAUCGCAAUCUCGGGCGUAUAACGGGAUCUGGACCGAACAGGGCGACGGCUCGGGCAGAACACCGAGACCGAAUGCAGAAGCUGACCACGGGGAACGGCAGUACGGUACCGUCGAGCUGUGUUUGAGCGCGGGACAGAGACUGACGUCAGAGGAGCGUCUCUGGCCUCAUUGUCUGUAAUAUGUUUCUGAUUCCCGGCACAUAUACCGGUAUUUAACUCAUCAUGUGACCUGUGUUCUCCGCGUUACAUUUAUAUCUAGAGCUUUAGAAGCAAUGCUGUUUAUUUCUCGUCUAACGAUGGUUUCUGUACAUCGAUGUGUGAUGAUCAGCAUAUAGCCAGCAUGAUGGGAUUUCAGGACUGAUUAUGUUGUAGUAUGCUGGCUGAUAUAUGUUGAGGGUGUUGUCUGGGGGUCAGUGUCGGUCCGGCACCCAGCUGGACCCACAGGCCGACUCAAAGCAACCUUAGCAGAACGCUUCAUCGGCUCUUUAAUAAUGUUCUCAAAACACUAGCACGGAAACAUCAUUUACAUCAUUCAUAGAAUAUUUUUUCUAAAAAAAAAAAAUUUUUUAGACAAACGUUUUUUUUUUUAAAUGUCACGACUUGUUUAAGAACUAAUUCAAACGUAACAUUCCCAUAAUGUUAGCAAAGUUGUAAUAAAGAAAGUUUAAACAGUGAUAAAACCAUUUUUAAAACAUUCAGUAUAAGGUUUUCCCAGCGUAAUGGGACGGAGCCGCGGUUAGCCUGUGUCCGGCCCGCGGGUCUCUGAGCUGUGUUGCGGCGCCUCGGCCCAUGCCGGUGUCGUGCUGCGGGGCGCUGGGGCCCGGCUCGUCCCCCCGCAGGAGCGUCCCGGGCCCGGCCGGGGUCAGGGCCUGUCUGGGCCAGCCCAGCGCCUCCGACGGGCUGAAGAUGCUGCGCUCCUCCUUCAGUCUGGAGGGAGUGGAGGAGCGGGACGAGGACCAGGAGGAGGACGGAGAGGACCAGCGGGACGGGGGGGUGCCCUUCAUCAUCAACAGGGGGGGUCUGCCCGUGAACCCCGACACCUGGGAGCAGAUGUGGCAUCACGUGACCCGCAUACACCCGGACGGAGGAGCGCUGGGCGGGCGGAUCCGGGGAACCAGCGACCUGCCGAAGAUCCCAGUACCGAGUGUGCCUUCUCUCCCGGCCAGCGCCAGCGUUCCCCAGCGCCUGGAGGCCAUUCAGAGAUACAUCAGGGACCUGCAAUACAAUCACACUGGAACACAGUUCUUCGAGAUCAAGAAGAGCCGGCCACUCACCGCAUUGAUGGACAUUGCCAAGGAAAUGACAAGAGAAUCUCUACCAAUCAAAUGUUUGGAAGCCGUUAUUCUCGGGAUUUACCUCACCAACAGCAUGCCGAACGUGGAGCGGUUUCCUCUCAGCUUUAAAACACAGUUCUCAGGGAGUUAUUUCCGUCACAUAGUGCUGGGCGUGCACAGCGGGGGCCGCUUCGGGGCCUUGGGCAUCAGCCGGCGCCAGGACCUGAUGUACAAGCCGCUGGAGUUCAGGACGCUCAGCGACCUCCUGCAGGAGUUCCAGGCGGCCUAUCGGGGCUACUGGCACACGCUGUGCAAGGUCAAGAUCGGGCACUACGUGUCCCACGACCCCCACAGCGUGGAGCAGAUCGAGUGGACGCAUUCGGUGCUGGACGUGGACAAGCUGUCCAGCGAGGAGCUGAGGAAAGAGCUGGAGAGGCACACCCGGGACAUGAGGCUGAAGAUCGGUAAAGCCGCUCCGCCGUCGCCCCCCAGGGACCGGAGGAAGGAGGUGGGAUCUCCUCUGAGGACCCCGGGGAGCCCGAUGCGCAAGAACAGCCCGAGCGACAGACGGCUGGCGGUGGAGAAGAGAGCGGGGCCCGCGGCGGAUCUGAACGGAUACCAGAUCCGGGUGUGAGAGACUCGACACGAAGAGGAUCGUGUGCUCACUCAAUCCCUCCUCACACCACUGCAUCAUAUUUAUAUUCAUUUCACAUUUAAUCUGUAAAUAGAGUGCACUUAACCUUUACCUCUACUAGUAGACUAAUGUACAGGCUAGUCUGUAGUGCCUUUGAUCAGAAAAAAUGAUUUUUCAGCCCUAAUGUCUAAAAACAUCCUUAAGUCAACAUACAUUUACUGGAGAAGCAAAAUAACUAA
Molecule: messenger RNA, 2297 nt
Organism: Pimephales promelas (fathead minnow)
Lineage: Eukaryota; Metazoa; Chordata; Actinopteri; Cypriniformes; Leuciscidae
Gene: vash1
Product: vasohibin 1
Biological process (GO): regulation of angiogenesis
Cellular component (GO): cytoplasm
Source: RefSeq, a predicted model, not a curated record